CAAGCCAGCACAUGCGCGAACAACUUCGGAGAGAGCGAAGCGACGGCGGCCGGAGCGGAUACUACAUUGUCGUUCACCGCGGGAGUCCUUCAACUUUUUCGUGUGGAGCCGUCGGACGCGGUACGCUUGUGCUGGCGAGUCCAACAACAGGCUCUCCAGAAUCGUCCCUGUGUGGAUAAUUCCGACUUCCAAAUGACGUGCCCACUGGAUUACAGCGACGAACUCGACAAGUUGAUCUCACGGAUACGUCCCUGAAGUUUCCUCGCUCGCGCUACAAGGGAGACGACGUGAACUCGCCGGACUUUUGUUUCGGAGACAGACGACAUACUGCCAAUGGGUUUUGCCACAGAGCUGCAGGGCUGGAGCUCGCAUGAUGCCUUGCUGUCGGUACAGGAUGCAGAGCUUCGUCUGCUGGAAAACAUGCGCCGGUGUAUUGUGAAUAGGGUCAAGUGCGAUCGAGAGUACUCCAUUUCCCUGAACUCUCUAUGCAUCCAGGCUGCUAAAGUGGACACUGGAGAUGAGCUCUCGGGAAGCCUGAUUGCAAAGGCCUGGAACACCAUCAUUGACACCACAGAAACCGUGGGAAGGCUUGUGAAGCAGAAUGCAGACCUAAUUGCCACUCACACACUUGACAAGCUGAGCUGUCUCAUCCUGGAAAAGAGAGCACUCAGAAAGAUAUACCUCGAGGAGCACCAAAGAAUUCAUGGCGAGCUGGCAAGGCUCAGGGAUGCUGUUCUGAAAAGCACUUCAGAAUAUGAGAAAUGCAUAGAGAAUGCUACUGCUGCCAAAGAAAAAUAUGAAGACCAGUUCAUGAAAGGUAGCUUGAAUGCAUUAAUAAACAGCAGCAGAGGAAACAGAAAAGUGGAGGAAGCCAAGGAGCGCUACUUGAAGGCUAGCAGGAAACUGCACCAAACUCACAACGACUACAUCCUUCUGCUCAAUGAGGCCAUGAACUACGAGCAUCACCUGAGGACAACACUUCUGCCAGGUCUACUGCAGUACCAACAGACUGUGCAACAGGAAGCCAUCGACUGCUGGCAAGCAGUGAUGAGAGACUACUCGCGCCACACAGACUUCUGUUCCGAAGCCUUUCAGUCCGUCCACAAAAAGCUGAAUGAAAGCAUUGACUUCAUCAAGAGUGAAAGCGAGUAUCAAGACUUCAUCGAGAAAUACAAAUCGAAACCAAUACCACCCAUUGACUUUCACUAUGAUGAGUCGCUGCUCAACAACUACGUGGGAAAAUUGAAACCAGAGCAAAUAGCUGUUGAUGAGUUCACCAUUGAUGCCCUAAGAGAGAGAAUUAGUGACUUACAGACGAGGCUAGUCCAAGCACAGGCUGCUAUUUUGGAGAAAGAAACGCAGCUGGCUCAGUUUCAAGUCGAAGUUUCUGAAAUCAAAACAACUCCAGACCUUGGAUCUGCGGCCAUGGUAAAGAAAAGGGCAGUGGACAUCAUCAGGCGAGAGCGAGAUGAGAUCAAGUGCCAGGAAGAGCGGAUCAACAGUCAGCUGCAAUUGCUGGUGCAGCCCCUGUCAUCGAUCGGUAGCGAAGUGCCCAGGGGCCUUGACCUUGACAUCACUGUCAAUGGCGAACAGGUUAAGGAUGAUGAGAUUAUGGACUUUACAACAAUCAGCAAAAUAGCAGCUCGGCAUUUUGUGGACAGACUCAAAAGCCCAUUUCUGAAGAAACAGGCCAUACCAACUCCACAGCCCAAGGACUUUGAGGAAUGUGUCAACUCCAAUAACUUCUUUGAGGAGACUAACAGCACCCACCACCAAGCUUACAGUCGUAUGUCUGUGAAUCCCAACGUGGUGCUGCAAGACGAAGACUGGUUUCACGGAGUCCUUCCCAGGGAGGAGGUGGUUCGCCUGCUCGUCAACAACGGGGACUACCUGGUCCGAGAGACCAUGCGUAAUGAGGAGAAGCAAGUUGUGCUUUCUGUCUGUUGGCAGGGCCACAAGCAUUUCAUUGUACAGACCACUUCAGAUGGAAAGUAUAGGUUUGAAGGACCAGCUUUCGGGACGGUCCAAGAACUGAUUGUAUAUCAGCAUCACCUGGGACUGCCGGUGACCAGCAAGUCUGGAGCGAUAUUACAGAACCCCAUCUUUAGGGAGCGCUGGGAACUCAACAAUGAUGACGUCGAGCUUGUAGAGAAGAUUGGAAGGGGAAACUUUGGAGACGUGUACAGGGCAGUGCUGCAUCCCCAGAGGACAGAGGUAGCAGUCAAAACCUGCAGAGUGAACCUGCCCGAUGAACACAAGAAGAAGUUCCUGCAGGAGGGCCGCAUUCUGAAGCAGUACGACCACCCCAACAUCGUCAAGUUCAUUGGCAUCUGCGUCCAGAAGCAGCCCAUCAUGAUAGUCAUGGAGCUUGUUCCUGGAGGAUCCUUGCUGGCAUUCUUGAGGAACCAAGGCCCAAAACUGAACCCAAAGGAACUGCUGAACAUGUGCAUAGACACGGCUGCAGGCAUGGCAUAUCUUGAAAGCAAGAACUGUAUUCAUAGGGAUUUAGCCGCAAGAAACUGCCUCGUUGGCCGAAACAACACUGUCAAGAUAUCAGAUUUCGGCAUGUCACGGGAAGAGGAGGAGUACAUAGUCUCGGAUGGCAUGAAGCAAAUUCCAAUCAAGUGGACAGCACCUGAAGCUCUCAACUUCGGAAAAUAUACUUCUGUCUGCGAUGUGUGGAGCUACGGCAUACUAGCGUGGGAAAUUUUCUCUCUCGGAGCAUCUCCGUACUGCGGCAUGUCUAACAGCCGAGCACGAGAGCUGAUUGACACAGGAUAUCGACUCCCAUCCCCGGAACACACCCCUGGUCCCGUUUAUGAACUCAUGCUGCGCUGUUGGGAGUACAACCCGGACAAAAGGCCAAGUUUCUACGACAUCCAUCACACCCUGGUCAGCAUCAGCAAACAUGGUUGAAGACUGUUGCACUGCACUGCUCCAAAACUUCCCUUUCUUAGUUUAUUAUUGGCAAUUACAAAAGAAGUGUGAUGCCCCCUUAAGUAGAAUCUUGUUUUUAGCUAGCUCUCCUGUAAAUAAGGCAGUUGCUCACUUACUAGAUACAAGUAAAUGCCUAGUGCAAUUAUCGCCAAUGGCUCAAGGCGGAGUUACGCUGUUUUGUAGAUGUUCUCAAAACAUUUUUUAAAGGUUGUUUGUUUGAUUUGUUCUAUGGUGGUUUGUGUAACAUGUAGUCCGCACAAUGAGUUGAUACGCAUAUAAAGUAUUUAUUUCGUGCCAUACUUUUUUUUUUUAGUUCUCAUGCAUGUCUGCUGCACAGAAUGGUGAUGUCGCUUUAGUACAAUGACCAGGCUGUUGUCUAUACAAUACUCGCAACUCAACUGUGCUGUUUAAAACAAAAGUGGCUAGUAGAAUAAAAAAAAAAAGUGUUAAUAAACAGUGAAUUGGGUGAGGGUUACCGAAAAUAAAAGUGUUCAAAAGUGGA
Ixodes scapularis (black-legged tick) is the source of this 3439-nucleotide messenger RNA. It is a transcript of the gene FER, whose product is annotated as tyrosine-protein kinase Fer. NCBI's taxonomy places the organism in Eukaryota, Metazoa, Arthropoda, Arachnida, Ixodida, Ixodidae. Gene Ontology annotation, molecular function: ATP binding; non-membrane spanning protein tyrosine kinase activity. Gene Ontology annotation, biological process: peptidyl-tyrosine phosphorylation. The coding region runs from base 334 to 2916 and encodes 860 amino acids. The transcript is spliced from 18 exons. The record is from RefSeq and is a predicted model, not a curated record.